UACAUGUACAGUAGCCCGACACAGUCACACAUUCAACACUGACUUGCAGGGACUUGACUGUCUUCGUUGAGCGAAGCGUAUACGGUAUAGUGCGAAGAGAUGGUGAAGAAGGGUCUACUAGAGCGUCUGGCUGAGGGUCCGGUGGUGGGGGACGGCAGUUAUGUGUUUAACCUGGAGAAGCGUGGUUACGUCAUGGCCGGCCAGUGGACACCGGAGGUCGUCAUAGAACAUCCAGAGGCGGUGAAACAGCUACACCGAGAGUUUCUCCGCGCAGGCGCAGACAUCCUCCAAGCUUACACGUUCUUUGCGUCAGACGACAAGUUGAACCUACCCGGACACGCUGCCGGAAAAAUCACCACGUGUAAAGAGCUGAACGAGCGGGCCAUCGACAUCGUGCGGGAUGUGGCCGGGGACGCGGACGUGCUCAUCUCGGGAGGGGUGACCAUGACCCCGUCCUACAAGCAGGGCAAAGGGAAGGACGCCGUGCAGGCAGAGUACCGCAAACACGUGGAGGUCUUCAUGGAGAAAGACGUGGACUUUAUACUGGCUGAAUUUAUCAAUCACGUUGAGGAGGCAGAGUGGGCCAUUGAAGUGCUGAAGUCCACGGGAAAGCCUGUGGCCUGUACCAUGUGUAUCGGACCCACAGGGGACUUCAAGGACGUGCCGGCAGGGGAGUGCGCCGUCAGGAUGGCCAGAGCCGGCGCAGACGUGGUGGGUCUGAAUUGCCAGUUUGACCCCAACACGGGCCUGAAGACCAUGGCGCUGAUGAAGGCAGCCCUGGAGAAGGAGGGCCUGUCUCCCUUCCUCAUGCUCCAGCCGCUCGGCUUCCACUGUCCGGAGGUGGAGAACGAGCAUCCAGGAUACGCCAUGCUACCGGAGUGCCCUUUCGCUUUAGAGCCCCGCCUGCUGACUCGGUACGACGCUAACCGAUACGCGCGCGCCGCCUAUGAGCUGGGGGUGAGGUACAUCGGCGGCUGCUGCGGGUUUGAACCACACCACAUCAGGGCUAUAUCUGAAGAGCUGUCCCCUGAGCGAGGUGGGAAGCUGGGGGAGGCGAGCUCCAAGCACAUCCCCUGGGGGGAGGCCCUGAAGACCAGCACCUUCCUGCAGAACAGGAUGAAGGCCAACCAGGAACACUGGAAAUCCGUCAAGCCGGCAUCAGGCCGCCCGGGGCACCCCGCACUCCAACCCAAGCUCAUGGGGCAGUGACGUACACAGGAGUUCUAUCAACCAUGAUGGCCGACAUCCGUGUCAACAUUGUUCUUUAGGGAACGUUUACCACAGAUGUAUCAGAUAUAAUGUGUGGCGUACUUAAAGUAAAGUAGAAACCAUACGAACAAACAUUACUAACACUCUAAAUGCACCCGCCUUGAGUCCUUUGCAGAC
Branchiostoma belcheri (Belcher's lancelet) is the source of this 1386-nucleotide messenger RNA. Its product is annotated as betaine--homocysteine S-methyltransferase 1-like. Bases 100 to 1209 code for a protein of 369 amino acids. Lineage: Eukaryota; Metazoa; Chordata; Leptocardii; Amphioxiformes; Branchiostomatidae. The transcript is spliced from 9 exons. Gene Ontology annotation, molecular function: betaine-homocysteine S-methyltransferase activity; zinc ion binding. The record is from RefSeq and is a predicted model, not a curated record.